UUCACUCAUUCAGACAACAAUAAAUCCACUCUAUUCUCUCUCUCCGUAUUUUUCAGUGUCUGAAAAUCAGGCAAACUGCUUGCCACGAAGUCGAAAUCAACACCGCAAUCACAACGCAUUAAAACAAAAUGCAGCUUUACAUUCAACUGUGUAUCGCACUAAUGUGUUUAAUCGGCUUGGGAAGUACACAAGAACAGUGUCCAACGCCAGGUGAAAAGUGUAAGGAUUUGCGCCAUUGCCCCAUUCUUGAUAAUUUGUUGAGACAAGCACAUUUAUCGGCAGCGGAGAGAAAAUUCAUAACUGAUAGUCAAUGUGGACACUUUUUCGGAUAUCCAUGGGUUUGUUGUCCCUUAACCAUUCCAACAACAACGCCCGCUGCAGUCGAAUUACCUAAGCCAGGUGUUUGUGGAAGUCAAAUAGAUCCUCGUAUCUACGGUGGUGAAAUUGCGGCUUUGACUGAUUUUCCUUGGAUGGUUUUAAUCGAAUACACAUUCCCAAAUGGCCGCAAAGAUUUUGGUUGUGGAGGUGUUUUAAUCAAUGAGAACUACGUUUUAACAGCAUCGCAUUGUGUGAAUAGCAAAGCUUUGGUAGAUAGAAAAUGGAUAAUAUCAGGCGUCCGGCUGGGUGAGUGGGAUGUAAAAUCACAAAAUGACUGCGAAGAAAACCUUUGCUCAGAUCCUGUCCAAAAUGUUCGAGUGGCUGAACGUAUUCCACAUGAAAAUUAUAAUCCAAAUUUGGUAAAAUCACAAAAUGAUAUUGCUCUGCUACGUUUGGAGCGACCGGUGAACUAUACACAGUGGAUUAAACCCAUCUGUCUUCCAACGAAUGACGACGUGGCCGAUAAAAACUUUGCCGCAGUUCCAUUGAUAGUUGCAGGAUGGGGACAAACGGAGAGUGGUUCAAAGAGUGAUAAAAAGAUGAAGCUUAAGGUGAAUGGCACUCCUCUGGAUUAUUGUAAUAUUAAAUAUCAUACUUUGACCAGUACACAACUAUGUGCUGGCGGUCAGACAGGAAAGGAUUCGUGUAAUGGGGAUUCUGGUGGACCGUUGAUGGUAAAGCACUCAACUGAUUCAACACACAAUCACUAUUACUUGGUAGGCCUUGUUUCAUUCGGCCCAACACCGUGCGGGCAGCCCGGAUGGCCAGGAGUAUAUACAAGAGUUGAUCAUUACAUGGAUUGGAUUAAAGCUAACAUCAAACCAUAGAUGUCUCUCUUUGACGAUCGAACUCAACGAGAUCAAUCAUUUUUUUCAGUGAAUUUUUCUUUACAAAUGUAGUCAAAUAAAUUUUAAUAAACAAUAAUAAUAAUCCAAAUUCAA
Molecule: messenger RNA, 1319 nt
Organism: Contarinia nasturtii (swede midge)
Lineage: Eukaryota; Metazoa; Arthropoda; Insecta; Diptera; Cecidomyiidae
Product: serine protease easter-like
Exons: 12
Coding region: 129-1205 (358 amino acids)
Biological process (GO): proteolysis
Molecular function (GO): serine-type endopeptidase activity
Source: RefSeq, a predicted model, not a curated record